CUAUCUAUCUAUCUAUAUAUAUCUACUAGACAUACCAUCCUUAGUUUAACUUGAAUUAUACAUAUUUGCUCUAUCAUUCUGUGCAUACCCUGCUCAACUGGCAGCAAUGGAGACUUCUCAACCUCUCUCCAUUGAAAGCUUCUCAUAUAGUUGGUUAGUAAACCUAAAGCCAUCGUUUGAAACCCUAGAUGACACACUUUGUGCCUCCAUUGAUGCAUCCGAUGAAGCUUCCUUCAUCGAGAUGGACCCAAAACUACCACCCUCAAGGAGAUUCUUCAGAGGCUCUCAUGACUUCAACUUUGCUUUUCCUAUCUCACAACAGUCUCCUCUAACUCUUGUUCAUGCCGAUGAGCUCAUCUCCGACGGCUUCCUCAUGCCUCUCUUUGUCAAGCCACUGAAAAUCGAGCCAUGUGAUUCUUCAGAUUCUACACCAACAACUCCAAUCUCUUCACAUGCUUCAAAAAAUGUGCAUUCAGAUAGUAAGAUUCAUCGUUCAUCAUUGAGAAAGUGUCGAAGAUUGUCAAAGCAAAUCUUCCAGAAAUAUUUGGAAUUUUUUCUCAGGCCACUGUGUCGAAAACUACAAGGCAGAAGAAGAUCUUGCUCAAGAAAUGAAGCUGUUGAUAAUUGGAUAUGCUCAGCUGCGACGUCUCCUCGGACAAGCGUGGCUUACUCAGUUGAUGAUUGGCGUAGGUCUUGUGAUUCGGAGAGUUCAAUACACGAGGCAGUCCUUCACUGCAAAAGAUCAAUCGGUAAAUAAAUGAGGGUUUUGUGCACAUAAGAGAACAAAGGAGAUGACAUUUACAUGCAAACAAAAGAAAUGAUAGGUCUCAAGAAGAUCAUCCGUUAUUGUUUAUUCAUUAUCUCUUUCUUCGCUUUCCUUGUUUGGUAUAGUUUUUCUUAAGUCGAAACUUGAUAAGUUAAAAGCGAACUGUAUAGAUGGUUGGCUAUUGAAAUUUGGGCAUUUGGGAAGAUGGAGAAGAUAUGUUAUAUUUUCAUAUUUGUCUUCUCAUUGUGACAAUCUUUUAAAUUAUAAGGAAUCUACCACCUUGUGAAGUUAUUAUUA
Molecule: messenger RNA, 1063 nt
Organism: Camellia sinensis
Lineage: Eukaryota; Viridiplantae; Streptophyta; Magnoliopsida; Ericales; Theaceae
Gene: MAKR6
Product: membrane-associated kinase regulator
Source: RefSeq, a predicted model, not a curated record